GGAGUUCAUAAAGCGAAAGUGUGAGUGAGGGAGGCGCACAUGUUGCAGGAGGCGCACAGGAGAGGAGCGCAGGAUCCGGACAGAGGAGGAGGAGGAGGAGCUUUUUAAACCUUCAGUAACUGUCUCCGUCUACGAAGUUUAGGACGCGCGUGUGUCGCGUCUUUAACGCAGCGCAUCAUGAGCCAGUGGAAACAGAUCCAGCAGCUGGAGACCAGACACCUGGAGCACGUGGACUACCUGUACGAUGAUAACUUCCCCAUGGACAUCCGGCAGGGCCUGGCCAGCUGGAUCGAGUCUCAGGACUGGGACACGGCAGUUAACGACGAGUCGAUGGCCACGGUGCUUUUCAAAAACCUGCUGUCCCAGCUGGAAAGGACGCGCUCGCAGGAGCUGAACUUCCUCCAAAGGCACAACAUGAAGAUCAUCCAGCAGCAGCUGCAGCUGAAAUAUUCGACCAACCCGGCCGUCAUGGCCAGAGUGAUCUCCACCUGCCUGAGGGAGGAGCGGCGUAUCCUCUCCAGCGCCUGCAUGGAGGAACAGGGUCCUCUGGAGAAAGCGCUUCAGGAUUCUGAGGCCUUCGAGAGGCAGAAAAACAUGGACAACCGGGUGGGGAUCAUCAGAGGCAGUGUGCAGUUGAUGGACCAGGCUGUGAAAUACAUCGAGGACAUGCAAGACGACUUUGAUUUCCGCUACAAGACGCUGCAGUCUCGAGAUGCAGUAGACAGAAACUUGACCGGAAAAAAAGAAGUGACCAAGCUGCAGGAAAUGCUCAACGGCCUCGACUUUAAAGGAAGGUGAGGCGAGAUCCUGCUAAAGAUGGAUGUGGUGAUCAAAGAGAUCGAAGAGCUGAUGACCUCCCAGCUCAACCCCGAGCUGCUGGACUGGAAGCGCAGGCAGCAGGUCGCCGCCAUCGGAGGUCCCAUGCUGACCGGCCUGGAGCAGCUGCAGAACUGGUUCACCCUCACCGCUCAGAGUCUCUUCCAGAUCAAGCGUCAGCUGGACAAACUGGGUGAGCUGGUGGUGAAGGUCACCUAUGAGAGUGACCCCAUACCGCUGCAGAAGCCUCAGAUGGAAGAACGAGUUAAAUAUCUCAUCUACCACCUCAUCAAGAGCUCCUUUGUGGUGGAGAAGCAGCCGUGCAUGCCCACACACCCGCAGAAACCCCUCAUCAUCAAGACAGGAGUGCAGUUCACCACCAAAGCCAGACUCCUGGUCAAACUUCCAGAGGUGGACUAUCAGCUGAAAGUCAAAGCAACAUUUGACAAAGACCUCCCUCCAGGCAGAAUUCGUCAGUUUUUCAUCCUGACCAACAACACUAAAGUUAUGGACAUCGAGGACUACUCCAACGGCUGUCUCUCCGUGGAGUUCAGACACCUGCAGCUAAAAGAGAAGAAAUACAUCAAUGGAACCAAAGGGAAUGAGAGCCUGCUGUCGGUGACGGAGGAGCUCCACUCUCUCAGUUUUGAGGCCUGCUUCACGGUGCAGGGCCUCACCAUCGACCUGGAGACGUGUUCGCUGCCGCUGGUGGUGAUUUCCAACGUGUGCCAGCUGCCGGGAGGCUGGGCCUCCAUCAUGUGGUACAACCUCCUGACUGAUGAGCCGCGGAACCUGGCCUUCUUCGGGAACCCGCCUCGGGCCAACUGGUCGCAGCUCUCCGAGGUCCUCAGCUGGCAGUUCUCCACCUUCGCUGGACGCGGACUGAACAAGGAUCAGCUGAGCAUGCUGGGAGAGAAGCUCCUCGGACAACAUGGUUCCUGUGGUGAUUAUCAAGUGUCCUGGUCCAAGUUUUCAAAGGAGAACAUUCCCGGGAAGCCGUUCAGUUUCUGGUUGUGGCUGGACUUCAUCCUGGAGCUCAUCAAGAAGCACCUGAUGCCCGUGUGGAAUGAGAACUACAUCAUGGGCUUUGUGAGUAAAGAGACGGAGCGAGCCCUGCUGAAGGACCGGGAGCCCGGCACCUUCCUGCUGCGCUUCAGCGAGAGCCACCUGGGAGGAAUCACCUUCACCUGGGUGGAGCGCGGCAUGGACGGUGAGGUGAAGUUCAACUCCGUGGAGCCGUACACUAAGAACCGGCUCACCGCGCUCCCGUUCGCCGACAUCAUCCGAGACUACAAGGUGAUCUCGGACGGGGUCGUGCCCGAAAACCCGCUCAAGUUCCUCUACCCGGACAUCCCCAAGGACGAGGCCUUCGGCCGCCUCUACAACAGUCAGCCCAGCAAAGCUUAUCCCUACAUACCGUCGACUCUGAUCCCCAUCUCUGAGCUGCCCUCCAACGUGCACACGUCGCCACCCCCCUGCCAGUCCCCGGAGCCCCCGAUGACCCCCGGGGAGUUCGACAUGCUCAAUGAGCACCUUUGCUUCGACAUGGACAGUAUGACCCCGCCGUAUUCAGAGUAAACCCCGGAGCUUCAGCUCAGCUGUGAUCACAGACUCAUGUUUUUUGUCUUAAUUUUCACUGGAACAAUAUAUUCAUCCCUGUUUUUGAUAGAAAUAUCGAAGUCACUUUUUUAUUGUUUUGAAUUGAACUGAAUGUAUCUCCGCUGUAUAUAAACCAAUAAAACUUUUUCUGGA
Molecule: messenger RNA, 2568 nt
Organism: Salarias fasciatus (jewelled blenny)
Lineage: Eukaryota; Metazoa; Chordata; Actinopteri; Blenniiformes; Blenniidae
Gene: stat4
Product: signal transducer and activator of transcription 4
Biological process (GO): regulation of DNA-templated transcription; signal transduction
Molecular function (GO): DNA binding; DNA-binding transcription factor activity
Source: RefSeq, a predicted model, not a curated record